Molecule: messenger RNA, 2103 nt
Organism: Schistocerca cancellata (South American locust)
Lineage: Eukaryota; Metazoa; Arthropoda; Insecta; Orthoptera; Acrididae
Gene: Ndc1
Product: nucleoporin NDC1
Exons: 1
Coding region: 116-1795 (559 amino acids)
Biological process (GO): nuclear pore organization
Cellular component (GO): nuclear pore transmembrane ring
Molecular function (GO): protein-macromolecule adaptor activity
Source: RefSeq, a predicted model, not a curated record
UGUUUUGGCGGGUGUUGAACCGUUAUACGGUUAGUGUGUUUGGCGGUGUGUUUUUGCCGGCUAGGUUGAAGAAAUGUGUUAAUGUCCAUGUGUUCCAGCCAGUUUCGAACAAAACAUGAAUGAAGGAAAGAAAAUCUGUUCUAGAAGAAUAUUGUCAGCAGUUACGUGGACUAUAAUAUUUGAGAUAUUGUUAGCAUGUGCUUUCCUCGCUGUGAUUCACUUCGAUUUGUGGAGCCCCUUGACAUGGAUGAUGGAUGCUGUAACUGUGCUAGUUUCACCAAAAACCUGGGUAUUUUUUAUUCCAGUGAUGACAUGUACGGUUUCAUUUGUAUACCUUUAUGGCUCAGAGUUUGCAAACGUAACUCCUUAUACUCCAAACAGAAUAUCGUGCAUUCAGCGCACACUCACCUUACAUAAUGGUUGUUUGGCACUGUCACUUUUACUGCUUAGUACGUUUUCAUCGUUUUUUUAUUUAUCGGUAAUUAACGAGAGGUCCCCCAGUACAACAGGAACUGGUGGAAGCUCUGUGGUCGAAGAAAAUCUAUACCUCAUUGUUGGUAGCGUGUUUGUGGGGGUAUAUAUUUUCUUAACAGAAUGUAUAUUACAAGCGAAUGCUCUACAAUAUCCAGUUGUGCAACAGUUGAGGUUAAUUCAAAUCAAAGAAGAAUUUCUCAAUCUAUUGAAACAGUCCAUAAUCAGAAGUAUCUCACCAGUUGUAAUGUUUGCCGUUUUGUAUUUCAUCUUUGGCAGUGCUUUAAGAAAUUGUAUAUCCAACCUCUUCUCUUUGAAAAUUGCAGGAAAUGAAUCUUUUAACGUCAUGGUUGUAUUUUACUUUUAUGGACUGACAUUCUUUUAUGUUUUUGCUGUCACAGCAGGCAAAUAUUUGUUAAACUUGCAUCUUACUGAAAGAUGUGUGUUUCCAAUUGUAAUAAAUGAGAGCAACACAGACAAAAUUAAACUUGCAGACGCCAUGGCUCUGCAACAGUUACCAUUAAUACAAAAUUUGGCAUAUUUAGACCUCAAGUUAUUAGCAGAGAAAGACUUGUUACGUCGACAGCAAUUAUAUAUUUUAAGUCAACCUGGUGGUCAUCCAUACAACUGGAAUGGGGUUAUUUCAGAAUGCAUAAAGCUAAUUAAAUCAUACACAGAAUUUAUCAAUUUAGCUUGUAUGGAAAUGUCAGGAGAAAAAUGUGGUGGAGGAGUAUCUUCACAAAAGAGAGAGACUCCACAGCCAACAUUACCUAAAGCUAACAGUGUGUCCAUGCGAAACUUAUCUUUAGUGUCAUUAAAUGAGUCUGUUCAAGAAUCCGUGUCUCCACUUGGUAGUAAUAUUUCUUUUUCUGAUGCAAUAAAGUCAUACUGGACUCAAAUUGUAGAUUACAUAUGCAAAAAUACUGUGGUUUCAUAUCUUUGUGGGGUUGUCCCAGAUUCAAGACUUCACUGGACCUUAUCUCAAGCGUACCCUGUUAUUUGGGCAGCUCAGGGACUAGCUUUUAUUACAACAGCAUCCUUCAAAGAGGAUGAUUAUGGUAUUUCUCUCAGAGACCUUCCUAAUAUAAUAAUCUCUCUUGUUAAUCUAAAUAGGGCUGUAAUAAAAAUACCAAAGUUUGUUGUGCAGAAAAAGGCUAGGUACCUGGAAGCAAGAAGCAACAGAAUGAAACAAGCACUCAAAAGUGCAUUAGAACGCGGUCUCUUCAAGCUAAUUAUUACUUAUGACAUUUAUUUGAGGGAGAUAAAGCUGCCAGUUGAUAUCUUCCAAGAGCUGCAGAAUUUUAGGAAUCAGUUAGAAGGUUAAAUAAUGCAAAGUACUUGCCACACAAGCUUUUUCUUGAAAGUGUGUUUUUGUGAGCUUUACAUCAAGAAAAUUUUGCUCAAAGUGAAAUUAAGUCUGAAUACAAUUUAUUGAACAUCUAAAUGUUGUCUCUUUCCAAUAUGUUAUGUAUCUUUUUACUUAUGAUGUUGAAUGUGUGUGUUUGUAGUGAUCAAAUACUAUAACUAUUUUGUAUGUUUUAUAAGGUUGUUGUUGCAAUUUGAAAUAAAAUGUGAUUUUUUUCCCUUAUAGUGUUGGUUAUGAUACUGUUUAUAAAACUAAUGAAAAUUGCA